Messenger RNA from Prosopis cineraria, 3471 nucleotides. RefSeq lists its product as uncharacterized. Lineage: Eukaryota; Viridiplantae; Streptophyta; Magnoliopsida; Fabales; Fabaceae. The record is from RefSeq and is a predicted model, not a curated record. The transcript has 5 exons. The coding region runs from base 398 to 3349 and encodes 983 amino acids.
UUUACCACUCCCCCCAUUCUCUCUCUCCCACUUCCCUCUCUUGACGCCAACAACGGACCUCCAUUAAUGCCCGCCUCUCCCUUGCUCUCUCUCUCCUUCUUUCUUAGUAUCAUCAGCUGCUUGCUCUCACUUCCCCUCUCUUUCUCUCCCUCUGUGGAAGUGAAAUCAAUGAUCUCGCACAUUUUAAGAUCUGCAUUUUUUGUUUUCCCCUUUUUUGCUUUUCUUUCUCACUUCGCUUGCUCUUGUCACGCAUUUUUGAAUUAGCUGAGAAUCCUAGGGUUUUUCUUCCCUCCCGUGAUCUUCUCUCAAGCCUCCUCUCUCUUCCUUUCCGCUUCCUUUCCUCUAUUAUCGAUCUUGCUGCCUCCAAUUCAGGUAUCUUUCAUGACUGGUACUGGUUAUGGAGAAGUUUCGCCACAAGAGAUCCAACGUUCCUACCUCUGCUGAUCGCUCCUCCCAACCCCAUCCUGCUCUCUCUGAAGGAAACAAGGGGGUUCAGAGACGGAGAAAACAUCCUAAUUUGCUCCCCGAUUCCAGCCCUUCCGCUAGUGGUGUCGCAUCUGAAAAUUCGUCGUCAUUUAAAUUCGGGUGGAGAUCUUCAAAACAACUGCUUGGUACUCCCAUAAAGAAGUUACUAGCUGAAGAGAUGUCGGGAGAAACUGAGUCCAAAAGAAGAGCUCCUAGUGUUAUUGCCAGAUUGAUGGGUCUUGAUGGGAUGCCCUUGCAACAAUCUGCUAAUAAGCAACAUAAAAGUUCCUCUGAAGUCCAUCUGCAGAGAAGACAACAGUUGGAGAUAACUCAUAGUGGUCGAUCAUCCAGGAGAAGCUCAGGGGAUCAGCAAGAAUUUAAAGAUGUCUUCGAGGUCUCAGAGAUCCCAAAGGCAGAGAGCUGUAGGUAUCCGUCCCAGGGUGCUGACUUGAUUGCAACUGAUGCUGAAAUAUCAUUCAUUGAACAGAAGUUCAAGGACGCCAAACGUCUGGCAACUGACAGGGAUUCACUCUCUUCAAAGGAAUUUGAUGAUGCACUUGAGGUUCUGGAUUCCAACACAGAUCUUCUACUAAAAUAUUUUCAGCGGCCAGAUUCUUUAUUUAAAAAGCAUCUAAAUGAUCUGCAAUCUGCUCCACUUCAAUCACAUUGUAAAUACAUAGAAGCUAUGAGAUCAACAAAUAUGGAGAAGUAUGGACAGCAUCAUGACUUCAGCUGGAGGUCAGCUCGGGACGCAACCAGGUUGAAUUGCAGUGGAUCUCAUCAGAAGCAUCUUGAUGGUUAUCCUGCACAAUUUGACAGAAGGCAUGCUGUCCAUAGUUCACCAAAAUCACCAAAGCUUCAGUUGAGUGGAAAAGACAAACAAGAUGCAAUCCCCACAAGGAUUGUUGUCCUAAAACCCAAUAUUGGAAAGGUACAGAAUGCUACAAAAUUCAUUUCAUCAUCUUGUUCUUCACAUGCUUUCUUAUCAGAGAGUGGAAAGAGUGCUGCAUAUCCAGAUGUCAGAAAUAGGGGCCUUGAAUUCAGUGAGAGAAAUCUUCCUGGUACUGUCGGGUUUUCAAGGCAAAAUUCAAUGGAAUCUAGGGAAAUUGCGAAGGAAAUCACUAGGCGAAUGAAAUGUAGUAUACACAAUGGAUCUACAAUUUUUGCGUCUUCUAGAAUUAGAGGAUAUGCUGGGGAUGAUAGUUCUUAUGACUUCUCUGAAAAUGAAUCUGUAGAGGAAUCAGAGAUAACAUCGGCAACCUUGGCAAACUCUGUAGACUUAAGUAAUCAUAGCAGGCCAUCAUCCCGUUCAAGUGAAUCAUCUGUUUGUAGAGAGGCAAAGAAGAGAUUAUCAGAGAGGUGGAAAAUGACGCACAAGUCUCAACAGGGGCAAGCCAUCAACAGGGGCAGCACACUGGCUGAAAUGCUUGCUAUAACUGAUAAGGAAAUGAAUGCAGCAAAUUUUAAGAUUACGUCUUCUGGGGGAGGUUACCAUAAUAAGUUUGCUACUAAGAGCACACCUGCUGGGUCGGUUGAACCUUUGGGUAUCAGUAGUAAGGAUGGUUGGAAGGAUGGGUAUAUGGGAAGUCUGUCAAGAUCAAGAUCUCUUCCUGCUUCAUCCGCAGGAUUUGGAAGUCCUAGGACACUUCAUGCUGAUCGAUUUAUUAUGCCAAAGGAAGCCCUUAAGCGGGAAAGAAGAAAAGCUGCAAAGAGUUUUUAUCAGCAGCAAGGUUUGAAUACCAGAAACUUAAAAUCUGGUCACAAGAAGUCCUGGUCUUCUCAUUGUACAAAUAUGGAAAUUUAUGAUUCUUCACCAGACAUGAACACAAUCCAAGAUAAAGUGAAUGCCAAGCCUGAAGAAGAUCCACCCAAGAUAGAAGUUCCAUCAUCUGGUUCAUUAACUGAGAUCCUCAGAGAUACAAGUGUGAUUACUGAAGAUGUGGUGGAUGCAGCACUCAAAAGCCCAGCUGGGUCUUCUAAAUCUCCUGAUCCAGACCUUGGAGAAUUACCUUCUGGUAUAUCAACCAGUGGCAGCCCUAGUGCUGUUGAAGGAGACAGUUUACUGCAGCAGGAGCCGUCAGUUGGUUCUUCCAGUGGAAGUUCGGUCUCCUCUCAACCAAUUGUACCAGGACUCGAAUCUUCAUGCUGUAAAGAGGCUGAUCAACCAAGUCCAGUUUCUGUACUGGAGCCUUCAUUUACAGAUGAUCUAUCAUCUUGCUCGGAAUGCUUUGAAAGUCUUAGCGCUGACCUCCAAGGUCUUCGAAUGCAACUUCAGCUGCUAAAGUUGGAAUCCGAAGAAUGUGUUGAGGGACCCAUACUGAUUUCAAGCGAUGAUGAUCGUGGGGAAGCAUGUCUUGGAAUUUCAGAAGGGAAUGGAUUACGUGGAGAUAGCUGGGAGUCUUCCUACAUUAUUGAUGUCUUGUCUGAGUCUGGCAUUGAUGGGGCCUAUCCCCUUUCUUAUUCGGAAGGAUGGUACUCUCCCGAGUGGCCUGUGAGUCCAACAGUGUUCGACGAACUUGAAAAGAGGUACUCUGAUCGUAGUGCUUGUUCAAGGCCUGAAAGGAGGAUGCUUUUUGACCGUGUGAAUUCGGGCAUCGUUAAGAUCUACAAGCAAUUUGAGAAUGAUCGGCCAUGGUUAAAUCCCAAGGUAACAAAUAUUGGUUCCAGACUGAUGAAAAAGAGGCUCCAAGAUGAUCUGUGCACUUUGCUGAAGAGCCAAGAAAAAGUAAAGGAUGACGCUCUGGGAAAGGUGCUUGUGAUGGAGUCGGAGUGGUUGGACGUGAGAGAUGACGUCGACACAAUAGGGUGGGAAGUUGAGAGAUUGCUAUUAGAUGAUCUAGUGGCAGAAGUCGCUGGUUCAUUAGACAUUUUGACCCCAAAGUAGGGAGCCGCGUCUUAUGUAGAUCAAUUAGUGCAACCGUAAUUUCAUCGAAAGAUGAAUAAAGAGGAUCAUAAUCUCUUUCAUGAAACCGAAUUUCGAAUUUCUAUGUGGGAAAUAUAUAUAUA